Pocillopora meandrina is the source of this 12479-nucleotide messenger RNA. Lineage: Eukaryota; Metazoa; Cnidaria; Anthozoa; Scleractinia; Pocilloporidae. The record is from the annotation of a GenBank genome assembly.
AAUUUCUCAGAAUGAAGCCGUCUUACCCUACUCGGCGCACAAUAACAAACGUAGACAUGAAAGGACUCGAGAAGGCUUUUCUGCUUUGGAGCAUAAUCUUCAUCUUAAGUCUCGCUUGCUUUCAGGAGGUAUCUGCUUCUUUGGGUAAGUCACAGAUUUUUGACAAGUAAUCAUUUCCUGUUCAAAACGAACCGAAAUUGUUUAAAUACAAGCUAUGGCACGCUCAAUUAGAAGUUGAAAGUUGAUGCGGAAAAGCCAACAGGCUCCUAACUAAAGGUAAAAUAGGACCAGAAAAAAUCAAUUGACGAUGUAUUGAUCGAAAGAUUACCAGUCAUUGAGUUCAAAUAGGAGUUAUGCCAAGAGUAGUGUAAUUAUAAGGCCUUCUGAUUUACACCAUUGUCCUCGAACGUAUUUCUACAUCUUUUUAUUUAUUCAUAAACCUCUUUAUGACACCAUGGUCUGAUUAUUUAAAUAAAGGUUAGACGUUGCUUAACAAAGCCGCGUCCUAAACAAUUUCAAACUCUUUACGGUGGCCAAUUUACAUUAUCAACCAAGUCGCUAAUUUUAAAUUACCCUGCUAUACUCUCCCAACGACGCAGCACCACAGUUUCUUUAGAAACUUAACCCUUUUAAUCUUCAAUUUAGCUAAACCUUUAAUCUGAACAUUUAUUUCUGUGAACAGUGUCAAAAGGACCGAAAGCUAGCAGUGCAGAGACAUUUACUUAAUUAAAUGAGAGGUCAUCGAGAAAGUCUGAAGUCCACUGAUUGCGUAAAACCGUGCAUUAUGUUAGACCUCGUGAUAACAACCGGCCCCACGUAUUUUUGGGAUUUCUUGUAACCUUUUCUUUUUUCGAAGGAAAGAGACAUCCGUACUUGGAGUAUUAGAAUAUAAUGCAAUAAUGACAAAAUAAUGGAAACUUUCGGAAUCUGUUCUUCACUGUUAUUAUGCUUCCGACCCCGAUCGAGUUUACUUAUUUAGGCUCUGUGCCUCAAAAAAGAAAAAAAAACCAUAUCGGCAAUUAAAACAAAACUUAGUAAAGACAGAUUCCAACGGAGCCCUGUUGUAAAGAAGUCGGUCUUAUUCGAAAUUAAUGCAUACUAAUAAUUUGUUAACAACCGUGGAAUUUGAUCGUUGAGUUACAGAAGGUCUUUACUUUCCAAUAUUUGCGGUAUGAAAACAAAGUGAGAUGUAAAAGAAAGAAAAAAAACAACAAUUCAUUGCAUGCAGAAUUAAAUGUUGCCAUUGAAAAUGAGGGUUAACCUCUGAUAAAGAUAAAUAAAAUAAACCAUGAUAAUUUCAGUAUCAUUAGAUUUGCUUUGCCAUUAGCAGAUUAAGUGAAUUGAUGAGAUUCUGAGACAGACUUUGACCUUGAAAAACUGUCUUGUGUAGUAACGCAACUGCCAUGAAAACGAAACGGAAAAAAAGUUCCGCAUUCGUUUUUAUCAAAAAAAAUAUUAGAAGAUUUUGUAUUUUUGCAUGUAACAUCGCUUUUAACAUAAUAAAUCAACUUUUGGAAAUUUGAAAUUCAUGCUAAUUUGAAAUCUGGACUCCAUUACUUCGUGUCCAGUAAUAAACAAUCAGAUAAUGAGUAUCGAUCGAGAAAAGAGAAUGUGCGCACAACGUGUUUGUGCCCCUGAGUGCCCCCCUUCAGAGACGGAAGCAAAACUUAUUUCUCUAAUUCAAGUUGGUUUCGUCUUUACUCUGUAUUCAGCAGGACUGGGGAGUCCUUUUGAUAAUAUCAUACUUGUUCAAAGAACACGCUUGAUAAAGUGAACUAGGCUGAGCAACGCUUCACCAAAAACAUUUAAUAUUUUGAAAAUCGAAUUUUCUAUUGUCAUUCUUGUAAACGACUCAGUGGGAGAAUGAUGGCUCAUAACCAUUUUUCCCGUAGAAAAAUGUACAUUCUCCUUUUCAUGGGCGAAAAUAAUGGACUAUGAGAUCAGAAAUAUUACGUUUAUUGUGCUGUAUAUAUAUCUAGAGAUAUAUGUUUUUUUGGGGGGGGGGGGUAGAAAGGGUGAGAUAUGAGGAAUAUGGUAAUUCCUCACCGGUACCAAAUCUUGAUUUGAGAUCGAUUAUCAUUAAUUCGCCUCUGAAUUUUUUAAAAAAAUGUAUUAUGGUUGUUUACGAUUAUUUUCCUUUGUUUGUUCUUUUUCAUAGCAAUGAGACAUUCGUGCAACUCGCCAUGCCUUCUGGUUGCAAAUGAAAAACACAUAUUAGCUUUGGAUUACGACAACAAGUCGGUAUUUCCGGUCGUUUCCAAUUUAUCAUUCGCUGUAGAUGUAGACUUUCAUUACAAUAAGGGCUACAUAUUUUGGUGCGACUAUGAAAGUAUCCAGCGCUCGAACAUGGACGGCACAAACAUCACAGUUAUCCACAAUGACACAUAUUGUUAUGGGUUGGCAGUAGAGUGGGACUCAUUGCAGCUGUAUUGGACCGGUUAUCACAACAAAACUAUAAUGGUAUCAGACCUCGAUGGAAAUAACAAACGCAUUGUUUUCUCUUCGCUCUCUGGACCAGCCGAUAUCGUUCUUGAUCCACACCAAGGGUAUGUACUUUAUGAACGCGUGGAAGAUCCCGCAAACUAAUUAUUAGUUAGUGGAGACUUUUUCAAUGAAAAUUUAAGGUUGAGAUAAAAUGGUGAAGUAAAUUGCUUAUAAAUCUAAUAACCGAUGCAGCUGAGUAAUUUUCUCCACAGAUUGAUGUUUUGGAUUGAUAGGGGAAAUAUUUCUAAGGUGGAAAGAUCAACUUUAUACGGAACACAGCGUGUCACUAUAGCGGUACAUAAUUAUCCGUAUUCAACUGGUAUCACUCUUGAUAGAAGAAGAAAGCUUAUAUUCUGGCUGAGUCAAUGGAACUUGAUAGAGUCCAUAGACUAUAGUGGCAACAAUAGAAGGAAAGUUUUUCAAAGAGAUGGAGUCAACUUUUUUGGACUUACUUUUAUCUCGUCUGAUUUAUUCGCCGCUAACUGGUGGUGGUUAUCAGGGAGCUUUUAUAGACUGAAUCCCUCCAAUGGAAAAGUUAAAAGCAAUGUAACCAUCGCAAGCUAUUGGGGAAACGUUUAUGGUCUUGUUGCAUAUGAUAGCGCCUUGCAGUUACCAGGUUUGCCAUCAAUUUAUUCAAACUUGAACUGGUUAUUCUGGAAUUUGGAACUUUAAUCCUGUGAUUGAAGACUGUGGCAGUCUAGUCCGAUAUAAACAAUGAUCCCAAGCAAAACUGAGCGACAUUGACCACUCUCACUAAUUAAUUCAUUGCUGUAUGUAAGUGGUUGUAAAAUUACAUUUGUAUAAUUCCACAGUCAGAUUAUUAUGAAAAGAGAAAAAUGGACCCCUUUCGUUUUAAAUGUCAAGAGAGAAGCAAUAAUUAUAAACUACAAAUCUAGAGGUUGCUAAUACCAAUUAAAAGCUAAAACUCGACAAAAUAUCUCCCAGUUGGCUCGGUUGGUUAACAAAACUGCGUUCUAAACUAUCUUGAAUUUAGCUGAAUCUUUUAUCUGAACAUUCAUUACUGUGAAUAGCGUCAAGAGGCCGAAAGCAAGGAGCUUCUUUUUCUUUAGAGCUAUCUAGGACUUUUCUUAGGGGAGUGUUUGAAUAAAAGCAUAUGAGUACAUAUAGGAACGUGGGAAAAUGGUCGAACGUUUCUAAAGAACCAUGAGAAUUUUCCAAUAAGUCUUCUGCGUAAAUGAAUGGUAACGCCAUUAUUCAACGAGUUUGCGAACACCGGUUAAUUUUGAAAGAAGCAAGUGUUUUUGACUUUCGAUUUCAUUAUAGUAAAUUCCAGUCCAUAAGAGCCACUGAUUUUAGGGUAGUCUGCCCAAAUUUUGUUUUCAUCUUUAGGAGGUCUAGGAAAGUCUCUAAGGGGAUCGAAAUGAUCUUUGUGAACUUUAGUAUUAUCAACUCCUUACCUGCAUGCGAAGGCAAAUGUAAAUUGGAAAAAGAAAAAAUUGAGUUUAAAUGUUGUAUUUAAUCAACGUUUUUAUUUGGCUUCUUGCUUCUGAAAGUUAAUAAAACUUUCAAUCAUCUUAUAACCAUAUUGAUUAUUAUCUAUGUAUGUUGUAUUGCAGAGAUCACAUGCCCAGUACUGUCUCCACCAACUCAUGGAACAAGAUAUGGAUGUCCAGGAAAUUUGCCAUUAUAUAACGGUACCGUCUGUCGGUUCACGUGUAAUAAUGGCUAUGUAGGAUCAGGAUCUCAAGUCAGAAGGUGUCAGUACGAUGGAAUUUGGAGUGGACAGAACUUCGUUUGUAAAAGUAGGUUCCCAAAGUUUAUCAGAUAGAAAGAGUAAUGUUCAUACGUCAAAACAAACAAGAAGUCAUUGAUAACUGAUUGCGGAAAAUGUUAGUUUAUCUCAGCUUCUUUCUAUUUUUUUAGUCAUCAACUGUACAUCGCUGAUGAUAAAUUACAUUUGCAGCUCAGUUCUAACACAGGGCUGUGUCUAAGAGCUCGGCCAACCAAUAUAAUUAUUCCAGUUCAUUUAGUUCUCCCACACGCGCAGUCAAUAACCAUUGAGUUUUUCUAAAACCGAAAAAAGAGGUAAUUCUUCAGUCGAUAGUUGAUGAAAUGCGAGAGUUAUGAAACUCCAAACUAUCCCCUUGUUAUACCUGAUUGUGAGCUUUUUAAAAUCAUGUUUAUUUGACACUGUUCUAGUUUUGAUUCUGGUCUUGCCAUUUAGUUUGCCACUUAUACAUUUAUAAAAGACACUACAUGCCGUGUUAAGUGUAAAUUUUUUAGCCGAGGAUCGGAGAACCAUUUCUACCCGACAUCAAAUGUCUGCGUGGCUUCCGCUGAACUUAUUUCUCUCUAUAGUCAGAAUUAAAUGCCAGGUUGUGAUAUACUCGAAAGAUGAGUGUCAUGCUAAUUAUAAUCGGAUUUCUUCUUCAGCUUUAAAGUGCCCGACCUUGUCAUUACCGAGGAAUGGUGUCCUCUUGGGAUGUAACACCAAUAACACAGAGAUGUCAUAUGACACUGAAUGCAGGUUCUUUUGUAAGGAAGGAUCUGAAGCGAUUGGUGCAACAAUAAAGAGGUGUGCUGAAAAUGGAACGUGGAUUGGACCAGACCUUGCUUGUCCAGGUACGAGAGAUGCGAACUAUUGGUACUAUCAAAAUGUAAUGGAAUUUAAGUGGUUUUCGCUAGUUUUUACUUGUUGUAUUCAUUGCGUCGCAUGACGAAUCGAUUCGAGAUCGUCAGUGGUCUUUACGCCCAACGUUUGCAGCGAUUGUAGACCGCGAUAGUCGACCUAACAUCGUUGCACCGUUAAUUCUCGGGACCACGCGGUUGAUCUCAUAUCUCUGUACAUGGAUCAAUCAAUGUAUGGUGAAAGAGAUCUAAUAACUUGACGACCCUGGAUCACGAAUCGAUACAGGGUCGUCAAUAGUCUUCAUAAGGUUGAAGCAGUUGUAGAUCAUGACAAUCAAUCAAACAACAUCGCAGCAAUCUUAUGUAUGGGGCCUGUCAGAUGAUUCCAUGCUUCUGCGCAUCAAUCACUCGAUUUAUAAUCGUAGAAUGGAUCUUCACUGUCUUUAUGUGUUUAAGACUCAGUGACGAUACAUUUGCCAUUAUCUGGCUGUAUUCAAUUUUCUCAAUGAUAUCAAUAUUGAACAAGCGGCGACAUGUGCAGGUUCGCUAUAUUACACUUCUACUAUAAAUUCUAACUUUCUUGAGGGCUUGGUCCUGUUUACAUCUUAAGCCGUUGUUACGAUAUCGCUGUUGAUUUGAUAGGUAUGAAUCAUAAAGUCUUUAAUUUAUACAGAAUAGCUAUGAACUCACCGUAGAUUGCCAACGAUUGAGCUGAAAAAAAAUACUUACAAGCACGAGGUUUACGUUAUGAUGAUGAUGAUGAUAGCUUGUCUCGGUUAUAGAUCCAACGAGUGGUAAGUACACAAUGAUACAAUAUCUGCAGAUCAAUAUUUGAAAACUCUCUACAUAGCUUGAAGGUUUGCAUACUCAUGUAGAUGUUUAGGAAUAAUAGUUAUCAUCUUAACAAGCCAAGAUUUCCCGAGGUGCAAAUAGAGAAGCUUGAGUAUCGUGAGGGGGAAAAUAUUGUUUCAGUACACCUGAACGUAAAGAAGCUGUAUACUCCAAAUUAGCCAUGCGAAAUGCGUUCUGUUUACUUUCACUUACUCUCGAUAAUAUCUCCUACCUCUCCUUCAGAUCUUUCAGCAGGGACUGUGCUGGGUGAGUCCUUCCUCGAGCAGACGAUUCAGGACCGCCUACAGUAUUCUGAAUGAGACAUAUAACCCUUUCCCACACACCCUCCCCCGGCUGCCGUCUGCAUACUUUUUCCUCAGGUCCUCGCCUACCUUGACUUAUCGCGCCUGGCUUGUCCUGUUCACAAAGUUCAAGGCAUCUUCCAGAAAGCCUGCGAACCUGGGUAUAAUACAACGCUGAGAGGCCAUAUCUGACUACAUCACUGAGGAGAAGACUAAGCAAAGCUAUGUUAUGAGUUAAAGCAUUAAGCUCGUUAUUACGAGCGUUCGGAGUUCUUCAUUGUUGCUGAUGGAGUGCAGUAAAUAAUGUUCAACGCAAGAAAAAGAGUGAGAAAAACGUUCAAUGGCAAAACUUAAGGAGUUUGCACAAACUAAGCACUUAACAUGAUGAAAUAAAAAAUAAUAACAAAAAAAGUAAGCGUAAAUGUUUCUUAAAGUCGAAGGCAAUACAUCGAAAGGCGCGAUUUUCAUAUAUAACUAUAGCAACAGUGAUCUUCAAGCGUGUGAAGAUAUCAUAUAUUCGUGCGAAAUAAAGAUCUCGUGUUAAAAGCUAGUUCUUUUGUUUUAGCGUGCGAGCGUGCCGUGUGCGUGCGUUCACCAUAUUCCCUGAAUCCCGCGGAGGGUCACAUAUAAUAAAUUUUGAGUUCCAUUGUUGAAGAAGACACAUGUUGUUAAUUUGUCACAAAUGCUGAACGAAGGAAAAAUCAGAGUCCGCUUUGACAAAUCGAACCACAGACCUUCGGAAUUCACGGUUCGAUGAUCUACCAUGGAGCUUAAAGAGCACUCGUUGAUGACCAAGGCCGUAUACUUGGCUCGAGUUUAUUUGAGACAUUUCUGGUUUAAUGUAUUCAGUCUCUGAACUCAAUAGCACUCAGUUAUCGCAUUUCUGAUUCUAACGGGGAUGCGAGACUAAUAAUACCCUUGUAUAAAAAUUCAAUCGCCUAUCCUCCCCGCUAACGUCCCACCACUUCAUAUACGAACAUACGAGGCCAUUUAAGCCCUUUUGAACCGAGAUCUUUUUUAUAGGAGCAAUUAAAAAGAUAGUAUUUUUGUGAAGUUUCAUCGGGGGCUUUGUCAAAUCUUAUCUACCAGUAAGUCCAGCAGAGCGUUAUCGCCCAGUUCACCUCCUAUUUAAAUUCUACCCAGGCCCCUCUCUUACGUGUUACGAUAUCCAUGACUAAAAGAAUGAAGCCGUCUUACCCUACUCGGCGCACAAUAACAAACGUAGACAUGAAAGGACUCAAGAAGGCUUUUCUGCUUUGGAGCACAAUCUUCAUCUCAAGUCUCGCUUGUUUUCAGGAGGUAUCUGCUUCUUUGGGUAAGUCACAGAUUUUUGACAAGUAAUCAUUUCCUGUUCAAAACGAACCGAAAUUGUUUAAAUACAAGCCAUGGCACGCUCACUUAGAAGUUGAAAGUUGAAGCGGAAAAGCCAACAGGCUCCUAACUAAAGGUAAAAUAGGACCAGAAAAUAUCAAUUGACGAUGUAUUGAUCGAAAGAUUACCAGUCAUUGAGUUCAAAUAGGAGUUAUGCCAAGAGUAGUGUAAUUACAAGGCCUUCUGAUUUACACCAUUGUCCUCGAACGUAUUUCUACAUCUUUUUAUUUAUUCAUAAACCUCUUUAUGACACCAUGGUCUGAUUAUUUAAACAAAGGUUAGACGUUGCUUAACAAAGCCGCGUCCUAAACAAUUUCAAACUCUUUAGAGGGUCUGAAUGGGGGGGUCAAAAUGUCGGUUGUCGGUUAUAAUUUCAUUACUUUGUCGGUUGUCGGUUGUCGGUUAAGAUUUUUGACCUUUGUCGGUUGUCGGUAAAUCUCAGUUAAUAAUUAAAAAUACUCGUUAAUUAUUGACAUUUAUUAUGCAAUUUGUCCAGUUUUAAGACUUUAAACUCUAGACGAAGUGUAAUACUUGUAAUAAUUCAGUAUUUGUUUUCACUUAAACCUCGUUAACGCUGUUUUUUAAUUUAGCAACGUGCUCAUCUACCCCACUUUUGUUUGCAAAACUAGUAUACUGAUAAAAUUCACCAAAGCUUUUAUUAUAGAUGUAAAUUUGUUUCCUGUCGACUACGGGGCAUCGAAGUAAAUCAAGAGAGGUAAAUUCUACAAAGAAUGAAACACCCACUCUAGCCCCUGGGAUACCUAAUUUUAAUUUGUAAGCUACGGAAGUCUUUUUUCCGAGACGUCCACAAAAACUCACUACACUUAUUAUUCAACGGCUCUCGUGGCUUUUCUACGAGGUUUCUUUUUUUUUCUCUUUUUUUUUGCUAAAAAUUUGGUUGUCAUACGUAUCAAUCUGCACCGUUAAAUGGAUUUUUUAACUGUUAGUACCUCUUACAUGUCGAGACGCACAAAUGCACGAACAGCCCUGCCGGAUCGGGUAACACACGCUCUGUUGACAACCUCUGGAUGUUCUUCAAAAUCUGAUUCCUCGUCAUCCGAAUCUGUCUCAUACUCAUCGAUUUGUACUUCUCUGUGACCCUCAAACACCUCAGUAACAUCCCCUUCGUCCACAAAUUGUAUGCUGACGAUACAGUGUUUUCUUCAGGAUAUCGAAGCCUCUCUUCAGACUCGUCGAUGUGGUGAACGGCGUAGACAGCUGGCGGCAAGGCCCCAGCCUUAUCUUUUGUGGUCUCACUCCUAACCGUCCGUUGGCGUACUGGUCUGUAACUCUCUAGCCACUCUUUGAUCUGUCCUUCCAUCCCUGGUGUUAUGUCCUCACUUGGCAAAGGUGUCAUCGUAGCUAUAGCAGAAAGGGGCAUGGCGGAUUGAGGUACCGGAUAGUAGGAUUUGUCAUGCGUGUAGUACUUUGCUGCCCAUCUACAUACAUUUAGCCCGGCAAAUUCUUUAUUUUAGCACGCAAAAUGCGCCACAAUGCCCAUCAAAGUAAUAAUAAUACAGUUUUUAGCCGGAAUUUAAAAGAAACUAUCUUUACAUAGCGAACGCACCAAGUGAGCGUUUUUCGUUGUAUAAACAAGGCAGUGUUUAUAAACAAGGAAUACCGCAGAAUUUCCAAAGUAGCGAAAUUUAUGACUUUUGAAAAUCAGGUAAACGAACUACAAGUGCUAAUUCAGCCCUACCAUCCUGAAACUUUUGAAGGUCUCCUUGUUGCCUUUCGUUUCUCUCGAUGUCACCUCCUUCAGUCAUGAUCCUCUUUGCCAGAUUUUCAUCUUCUUUUGCUUCUUCUCGUGAUUUCCGUUUCCUUCUCACUUUUGACUCGUCACCUUUCUUCUCAGUGUCGUUCAUUGACUCCUGCUUGCUUUUAUCAGAUGUAGCCGGCGCCUUCAGCAACACUACUGGCUUUCCGGUCCAGUUUGUGACCUCUUGGAUAAUGUGUACUAAAAUAUUAAACACCGUGUGUUUUAAGUUUUCUCUUUAGUAGGCUUUUGAGAAACUUACACAGUUCUUAUCAGCAUAUGCUCGUCAAGAUGUAUAAAACGUGCACAUCGGGCGAAAUCUCUCGUGCGUAGCUUCCCUCGAGGAGAGAAUUGAAUAUUAUUUGAACGUCUGGUUUUCAGAAACGAAUAAAUUUAAGGGCGUGUAUAAAUAAACGGGGUCUUUAAUAUGUUAAGCUGCACUGUUGUUCAUUCACCAAUUAAUCAGAAAGAAGCUUAUAAACUGAUUUACUCGCUACUUCUUUGUAGAGAUUUUUCUUACGAUUACGAGCCGCUGUUCUAGAAAUGAACCCACGCUGCUCACCGAAAAGAAGGAUCCCGUGGACUUAAAGUAAUUUGAAGACAAGAAAUUCUAUAAUUCGGUUAAAUUUGGAAUUAAUGUGGUUACGUCGGGUGAAGAAGGAUUUUCUGAGCUAGAAAUCAUCAAAAUGCUGUUCUUUCUGAAUACAAACAUCCCUAUCACGUCUGACCAUGUCGGUUGUCGGUUAGAAUUUAUUUGUCGCUAGUCGGUAAUUUUUUCCCCGUUUCGUCGGUAGUCAGUAAUUUUUUACGCCCUUUGUCGCUAGUCGGUUAACCCCAUUCACACCCUCUCUUUACGGUGGCCAAUUUACAUUAUCAACCAAGUCGCUAAUUUUAAAUUACCCUGCUAUACUCUCCCAACGACGCAGCACCAUAGUUUUUUUAGAAACUUACCUCCUUUAAUCUUCAAUUUAGCUAAACCUUUAAUCUGAACAUUUAUUUCUGUGAACAGUGUCAAAAGGACCGAAAGCUAGCAGUGCAGAGACAUUUAUUUAAUUAAAUGAGAGGUCAUCGAGAAAGUCUGAAGUCCACUGAUUGCGUAAAACCGUGCAUUGUGUUAGACCUCGUGAUAACAACCGGCCCUACGUAUUUUUGGGAUUUCUUGUAACCUUUUCUUUUUUCGAAGGAAAGAGACAUCCGUACAUGGAGUAUUAUAAUAUAAUGCAAUAAUGACAAAAAUAAUGGAAACUUUCGGAAUCUGUUCUUCACUGUUAUUAUGCUUCCGACCCCGAUCGAGUUCACUCAUUUAGGCUCUGUGCCUCAAAAAAGAAAAAAAACCAUAUCGGCAAUUAAAACAAAACUUAGUAAAGACAGAUUCGAACGGAGCCCUGUUGUAAAGAAGUCGGUCUUAUUCGAAAUUAAUGCAUACUAAUAAUUUAUUAACAACCGUGGAAUUUGAUCGUUGCGUUACAGAAGGUCUUUACUUUCCAAUAUUUGCGGUAUGAAAACAAAGUGAGAUGUAAAAGAAAGAAAAAAAACAACAAUUCAUUGCAUGCAGAAUUAAAUGUUGCCAUUGAAAAUGAGGGCUAACGUCUGAUAAAGAUAAAUAAAAUAAACCAUGAUAAUUUCAGUAUCAUUAGAUUUGCUUUGCCAUUAGCAGAUUAAGUGAAUUGAUGAGAUUCUGAGACAGACUCUGACCUUGAAAAACUGUCUUGUGUAGUAACGCAACUGCCAUGAAAACAAAACGGAAAAAAAGUUCCGCAUUCGUUUUUAUCAAAAAAAAUAUUAGAAGAUUUUGUGCUUUUGCAUGUAACAUCGCUUUUGACAUAAUAAAUCAACUUUUGGAAAUUUGAAAUUCGUGCUAAUGUGAAAUCUGGACUCCAUUACUUCGUAUCCAGUAAUAAACAAUAAGAUAAUGAGUAUCGAUCGAGAAAAGAGAAUGUGCGCACAACAUGUUUGUGCCUCUGAGUGCCCUCCUUCAGAGACGGAAGCAAAACUUAUUUCUCUAAUAUUCAAGUUGGUUUCGUCUUUAUUCUGUAUUCAGGACUGGGGAGUCCUUUUGAUAAUAUCAUACUUGUUCAAAGAACAUGCUUGAUAAAGUGAACUAGGCUGAGCAACGCUUCACCAAAAACAUUUAAUAUUUGAAAAUCGAAUUUUCUAUUGUCAUUCUUGUAAACGACUCAGUGGGAGGGAGAAUGAUGGCUCAUAACCAUUUUUCCCGUAGAAAAUGUACAUUCCCCUUAUCAUGGACAAAAAAAACGGACUAUGAGAACAGAAAUAUUAAGUUUAUUGUGCUGUAUAUAUAUCUAGAUAUAUAUAUAUAUAUUUUUUUUUUUUUGGGGGAAAGGGUGAGAUAUGAGGAAUAUGGUAAUUCCUCACCGGUACCAAAUCUUUAUUUGAGGUCGAUCGUCAUGAAUUCGCCACUGAAUUUUAAAAAAAUGUAUUAUGGUUGUUUACGAUUAUUUUCCUUUGUUUGUUCUUUUUCAUAGCAAUGAGACAUUCGUGCAACUCGCCAUGUCUUCUGGUUGCAAAUUUAGACCGCGUAUUAGCUUUGGAUUACGACAACAAGUCGAUAUUUCCAGUCGUUUCCAAUUUAUCAUCAGCUAUAGAUGUAGACUUUCAUUACAAUAAGGGCUACAUAUUUUGGUGCAACUUUCUAAGUAUCCAGCGCUCGAAUAUGGACGGCACAAACAUCACCGUUAUCCACAAUGAGACUUCCUGUUAUGGUUUGGCAGUAGAGUGGGACUCCUUGCAGCUGUAUUGGACCGGUUAUCACAACAAAACUAUAAUGGUAUCAGACCUCGAUGGAAAUAACAAACGCAUUGUUUUCUCUUCGCUCUCUGGACCAACCGAUAUCGUUCUUGAUCCACACCAAGGGUAAGUACUGUAUGAACGCGUGAAAGAUCCCGCAAACCAAUUAUUAAUUAGGGAGACUUUUUCAAAUAAAAUCUAAGGUUGAGAUAAAAUGGUGAAGUAAAUGCUGAUAAAUCUAAUAACCGAUGCAGCUGAGUGAUUUUCUCCACAGAUUGAUGUUUUGGAUUGCUAGGGGAAAUAUUUCUAAGGUGGAAAGAUCUACUUUAUACGGAACACAGCGUGUCACUAUAGCGGUACAUAAUGUUACGUAUUCAACUGGUAUCACUCUUGAUAGA